GCAGAAAGACUAAUAGCAGGCAGCAGUAUGGUCCGUUUCACCAUGCUCCUUCUGCUGCUAUCGAUUCCUCUAUGCAAAACCGAUGACCAGCUGACACCGGAAAAACCACUCUUCCCCGGCGAGAUGCUCAUCUCCAAGAGCGGCGUCUUCGCUCUCGGCUUCUUCUCCCCGGCGGCCAACUCCAGCAAGGGCCUCUACGUUGGAAUCUGGUUCCACGACAUCCCCGAGCGCACCGUCGUGUGGGUCGCCAACCGCGACAGCCCGGUCACCGCCCCUUCAUCGGCGAAGCUGGCCAUCAGCAGCAGCUCUGAAAUGGUGCUGUCGGAGUCGGACUCCCAAGGCGGCGGCUGCACUCUUUGGACAACCAAGAGCGGAGCCGCCGGCGCCGGCGCCUCCUCCGCCGUGCUGCUCGACACGGGGAACCUGGUGCUCCGGUCGCCGAACGGCACGGACGUGUGGCAGAGCUUCGACCACCCGACGGACACCGUCCUCGCAGGCAUGAUGUUCUUGAUGAGCUACAGGUCCCGCGUCGUCGGGCGCCUCGUCGCGUGGAGGAGCCCCGACGACCCGUCCACGGGGGACUUCUCCUUCAGCCUCGACCCCGGCUCGGACCUCCAGGGCAUCACCUGGAACGGGACCAAGCCGUACUGCCGCAACGGCGUCAGGACCGGCGUGUCGGCGUCCGGCAGCCCGUACCCGAUCAGCAGCAGCAACACCAGCGCGUUCGUGUACCAGAUGCUCGUCGACACCGGGAGCGCGAUCUACUACACGUACACCGUCUCCGGCGGCAGCUCGCGCACGCGCAUCACGCUGGACCACACGGGCGCGAUGACGUUCCGGGGCUGGGACAACGCCUCCUCGUCGUGGACGGUGAUCUCCCAGCGCCCCGCCGCUGCCGGCAGCUGCGAGGUCUACGCGUCGUGCGGCCCGUUCGGGUACUGCGACCUCACCGGGCCCGUCCCGACGUGCCGGUGCCUCGACGGCUUCGAGCCGGUGGACGGCGGCGGCGCGAGCUUCUCGAGGGGUUGCCGGCGGAAGCAGGAGCUGCGAUGUGGGGAGACGGCGGCCGGCCGCUUCGUGUCGCUGCCUGGGAUGAAGGCGCCGGACAAGUUCUUGCACGUCCGGAACAGGACGUUCGACCAGUGCGCCGCCGAGUGCCGGAGGAACUGCUCGUGCAUGGCGUACGCCUACGCCAACCUGAGCAGCUCCGGCACGCUGUCCGACCCGUCGAGGUGCCUGAUCUGGACCGGGGAGCUUGUCGACAUGGGGGCGAGGAAGGACGUGGUUGGUGACACCCUGUACCUUCGCGUCGCCGACUCCUCAGGGCCAAAUUCUACUGUAAACAGCAACAAGAAGAGAGAUUUGGUGGUAAAGAUUGUACUCCCAGCUGUAGUGUGCUUACUGACAUUCACAACAUUCAUAUAUAUUGUCACUAAACACAAGCCAAGAGGCAUCCGACGGAAGAAGGAAAUGCUGAAAAUACCUGCCCUUCGAUACUUCAGCACUAGUCAUGAUUCAUGGGAUCAAAAUCUGGAGUUUGCGUGCAUUAGCUUUGAAGAAGUCGCCACUGCAACAAACAGUUUCCACGAGACCAACAUGCUUGGACAAGGAGGUUUUGGGAAAGUAUAUAAGGGAACAAUGGUAGAUGGCAAAGAAGUUGCUGUUAAAAGGCUUAGCAAAUGUUCAGAGCAAGGGACAGAGCAGUUUAGAAACGAAGUGGUUCUUAUUGCCAAAUUGCAGCACAAGAACCUAGUUAGACUUCUUGGUUGUUGUAUUCAUGGAGAUGAGAAGCUGCUUAUUUAUGAAUACCUGCCUAACAAAAGCUUAGAUAAAUUCCUUUUUAAUCAUGGAAUACAUACUACACUUGAUUGGCCAAGAAGGUUCAAAAUAAUUGAAGGGGUAGCGAGAGGGCUUCUUUAUCUCCAUCAAGAUUCAAGAAUGAGGAUAAUUCACAGAGAUCUCAAAGCAAGCAACAUCCUGCUGGAUGCAGAGAUGAAUCCAAAAAUAUCAGAUUUUGGUCUGGCAAGGAUCUUUGCAGGCAACGAGCAACAAGAAAGCACUAAGCGAGUUGUUGGGACAUAUGGUUACAUGUCACCCGAGUAUGCAAUGCAAGGCAAAUUUUCAGUCAAGUCUGACACAUACAGCUUUGGUGUUUUGCUACUAGAGAUUGUGAGUGGAUUAAAGGUCAGCUCCCCUCAACAUCUAGUGAUGGAUUACCCAAACCUUAUAGCUUAUGCAUGGAACUUAUGGAAAAAUGGACGACAAAGGGAUUUCGUGGACACCUCGAUUUUGGAGAGCUGUUCCCUCAGUGAAGUGUUUAAGUGCAUCCACAUUGGACUCCUGUGCGUUCAGGACAGCCCAAAUGCGAGGCCACCGAUGUCAUUAGUUGUGUCCAUGCUGGACAACGAGGACAUCCCACGCCCAAUGCCGAAGCAGCCUGUAUAUUUUGCACAGAGGCAUUACGAAGCUGAAGAACCGACAGAAGAUUUGGAGAAAUCUGUCAAUGAUGUGAGUCUGACGAUGCUAGAAGGUCGCUGACCGCUAAAAUUUCAGACGAGAA
Oryza brachyantha (malo sina) is the source of this 2560-nucleotide messenger RNA. Its product is annotated as G-type lectin S-receptor-like serine/threonine-protein kinase At1g61400. Gene Ontology annotation, biological process: protein phosphorylation; recognition of pollen. The transcript has 7 exons. Gene Ontology annotation, molecular function: ATP binding; protein serine/threonine kinase activity. The record is from RefSeq and is a predicted model, not a curated record. Bases 28 to 2538 code for a protein of 836 amino acids. NCBI's taxonomy places the organism in Eukaryota, Viridiplantae, Streptophyta, Magnoliopsida, Poales, Poaceae.